AUGACAGCCUUUACCUCCCACGUUGUCAAAGUCCACGAUCUUUGUUCACCUUUGCUGAUGCCGACGACGAGAUCCAAAUACACGGUUUCUUCGGGUUUAACAUCAGCCGCGUGGUCUCAGCCUCAUGGGGGGAGGUUGAGAUUAGAGCAACCAUGGCCAAAUAGGCAGCUAGAGAAGGUGGUCGAGUGUGCCAAAGGGGGUUCAGCUUCAGCUUCGGCGUCGGAAUGGGGAGAUGAAAUCGUAACAGAAGAAGAAUUGAUGGGUCUGGGGAAGUUGGGAGGCAAGUGCGAAGAGACCAGAGGAAUUGCAGAGUUGUUGGAGUGCUUGGAAAGAGAAGCAAUCAUGGGGGAGGAUGAAGGUAAAGAGCCCACUGAUUACAAUCGAAGGGCUCAGAUUUUUCACAAGAGUUCUAGGGUUUUCCAGUCGCUUAAAGAAAGCAGCACCCCUCUUCCCUAG
Coffea arabica (coffee) is the source of this 456-nucleotide messenger RNA. RefSeq lists its product as uncharacterized. Lineage: Eukaryota; Viridiplantae; Streptophyta; Magnoliopsida; Gentianales; Rubiaceae. Gene Ontology annotation, cellular component: chloroplast. The record is from RefSeq and is a predicted model, not a curated record.